UACGCGAAAGAUCGUCGAGAAGAUGAAGUCGUUCGGGAAUCUGACCUUUGGUCUGCUCAUCAUCCUCAUCGCGGGAAUCAGCGCCGGUGCAGAAGCUCGUCGCCUGGUACUUCGUCCGCUGACGGGAAGGGAACUGCGCAGGGCUCUGAGGGAAUCCGGAAUUGGUGACGAUUCUGCAGCUGGAAAAUCGGUUGCCUCGGCCUUGCACGGACUGACUGGAUUCGCUCUGGGCAUCACGAAGGGAAUUGGUGGCUCCAUUCUGUUCGACGUGGUCACCUCAAAUGCGACCAUCGAUUAUAUCACCAGUCUGCUGAACUCCACCGCCACCUCGACGACCAGCAAUGGAACCGCCCAGGAGAUCUGCUUCAACAGUCGCAGUGUCGACGGAGAGAUCAUCAACGGCAGGAGCAAUCGCUAUGAUGACCUGGAUGAUGGGGCAGAACCAAGCGGAGAGUGGAGGCAGACUUCCACUGGAGGCACUAGCACUGGCACUGGCACUGGCACUGUCACUGGAACCACCCCUACUGUUUCUAGUCCUACUACUUCCACUUCCAACAGCAAUGGAGUCACCUGCAUUGUCCUGAGUUCAAAGGGUCGUCGGAGGCGUCAGUUGCAAAUUCAAGCAGGAACCCUAAGAUCUUUAGCCUUAAAUCAACGUACACCCCAUCGCCAGACAUUAAAGAAAUACCGCAGGCGUAGGUUUUAAAGAGAACCCUUUGCCUCUACUUUAAGUUAACUUAUUUAUUGAUUUCGAUUAGUUUAUUAAAUUUUAA
Messenger RNA from Drosophila takahashii, 773 nucleotides. RefSeq lists its product as uncharacterized. The record is from RefSeq and is a predicted model, not a curated record. NCBI's taxonomy places the organism in Eukaryota, Metazoa, Arthropoda, Insecta, Diptera, Drosophilidae.